UUCGGUGAAGGUAGAAUCUAGACAUCCCAAAACACAGUGUGUGAUGCCCCAUGUAGAUAUGGAAGAAGACUUUUCAGAGUCAUCAGAUUCUGAGGAAUCUGUUAUUACUGACCUAGAGCUCCAGGAAGCAUUUUCUAAAGGUUCACUAAGGCCAGGCCUGAAUGUUGUGCUAGAGGGACAGCCGAAACCUUUCAACAAUGUGGAUGGAUUGAAGCAGUGCUUAUCUGAAUUUCAGAGGAACCUGACCUGGGUUGAAAGGCUUGAUGUUACCUCUUGCCUAGCAACAAAUGUCACAAGCGCAGCUUCUAGUCAAACACUUGACAAAGAUGCUAUGGACCCUGAAGAUGACUUCAAAAGAGAAAUGAGCUUUUACCGUCAGGCCCAAGCGUCUGUUCUAGAAGCUUUACCUCGGCUACAUCAGUUCAAAAUCCUUACUAGGCGGCCUGAUGACUAUUUUGCAGAGAUGGCAAAAUCUGAUCAGCAGAUGCAGAAGAUUCGGCAAAAACUGAAGAGCAAACAAGAAGCAAUGGAAAAAUCUGAAAGGGCCAAACAGCUCCGUGCUCUGAGAAAAUAUGGCAAAAAGGUACAAACUGAAGUGCUGCAGAAAAGGCAAAAGGAGAAGUCCACCAUGUUGAAUGCUGUCAAGAAAUACCAAAAAGGUCUCUCGGACAAGUUGGAUUUCCUGGAGGGUGAGAAAACACCAGCUCCUCAGGGAAAGAAGAAAAAGGAAGGGGCUGGAGGCCAACAAGUAAAGAAAGGACCAAAUGCAAAACGACGACACAAGAAUCAGAAGUUUGGUUUUGGUGGUAAGAAGAAAGGCUCAAAGUGGAACACCCAGGAUAGUCACAAUGAUGUGUCGAGCUUCCGUGCCAGCAAAGCCCACUACAAAGGCUCUGGAAAAGCAGGAAAAAAGGGUGCCAAUAAGAGACCUGGCAAAAAGAUGAGGCAGAAAAUGAAGAAUCGAGGCAGAAAAUGAAGAAUCGUUCCUGAUAACAAAUGAAAUGGAUGGACUUUUUUCUUCUUUGUGAGAUCUGACUUCUGCCAAAUGAUCAGAAUAGAGACAAAGGACUGAUGUUGGCCCUGAACUGCUUUGUCAUUCAAUUUGCCUUGGAGGCAGCAGGUGGUUCUGCCUGACCUCGGAGCACCAGUAUUUACACACAAACAGCAACCCAGAUACUUCCUGUUGCCUCUCUUUCAUACAGUUUUGGUUUUUCUUGAGCCUCCUUAUGAGAGAUACUGAAUUAAAUAAUGUUGAGAACUUGA
Elgaria multicarinata webbii is the source of this 1263-nucleotide messenger RNA. RefSeq names its product EBNA1 binding protein 2 (gene EBNA1BP2). The record is from RefSeq and is a predicted model, not a curated record. Gene Ontology annotation, biological process: rRNA processing; ribosomal large subunit biogenesis. The coding region runs from base 44 to 976 and encodes 310 amino acids. NCBI's taxonomy places the organism in Eukaryota, Metazoa, Chordata, Lepidosauria, Squamata, Anguidae. Gene Ontology annotation, cellular component: nuclear periphery; nucleolus; preribosome, large subunit precursor. The transcript has 9 exons.